AAGCUUCGUUGAUGGCCGCCGUUAUGUGGAAGGCUCCGCUUCAGCAGUGCCUCAACGCCUCUCGAUGUUAAUUUCAGCCACACACCCGUCGUUACCGGACAGACGAUACCCGACAGGAAGCUCUCGCCACGGCUACCAACAUGGGACGAUCCAACCACUGAUCGAUGCUCAGGAGCCGCAUCCGUACCCGCCCUAACCACGCCCAACGUUAACCCUCCUGUUCCAUACACCCUGACCCUCCUCCUAGUCACCGCCCACAUCCUUAGCAUUGAACCGCCGCCUGCGCCCCGCCCCGCCCCUCCAGCUAAACCCCGCCUACUCUCAACCGCCCUUUCACCAUUCGAGAACCGCCUCCUCCUCUUGGACCCGGCAACACGUCUCACGCUAAAGCCCCGCCCACUUCACCCUGGCGCCGCCCCCUCCCGAUCUCGCCACUCUGCUCUUGUUUCACACCCAUUCAGCAAAACCGCCGACUGGACCACGCCCCGCCGACUGGACCACGCCCCGCCCACCUACCGACACCGCCGCUUAGACCCCGCCCACUCCCGUAUUGUCACGCCCUCCACAUCUCCGGCUUCUUCCCGGGCUCUGCAUCCCCCUCGUAGGUCCCGCCCAUCUCGCUCGCGCCUGUUUCCUGGCAACCGUCUUCCAUGCCGACUGUGGCCGGGGAGCAGGGAGACGAGGAGCAUUCCUCGUCGUCCUCCUCCUCCCCCCCUCCCAACCCCACCCCUUCCCCCAGGAUGAAUGGCUUCUCGCUCGGGGAGCUGUGUUGGCUCUUCUGCUGCCCCCCUUGCCCAAGCCGGAUCGCGGCCAAGUUGGCCUUCCUGCCGCCCGAGCCCACCUACACGGUGCUGACGGAAGAGUCGAGCAGCCUGUGCAGCCUACACCUGUCGGAGCGGGCCGACUGGCAGUUCUCGGAGCGGGAGCUGGAGCUGCUCGAGGUGUUCUUCGUGCGCAGCGGGCGCGGCAACCGCCUGGCCUGCAUGUUCGCCCGCUGCGUGCCCGAUAGCCGCUAUACGCUGCUCUUCUCCCAUGGCAACGCAGUGGACUUGGGCCAGAUGUGCAGCUUCUACAUCGGCCUCGGCAACCGCAUUAGGUGCAACAUCUUCUCCUAUGACUACUCGGGCUACGGGGCCAGCAACGGGAAACCGUCCGAGAGAAACCUUUACUCGGACAUUGAGGCGGCGUGGACAGCACUCAGGACAAGAUAUGCUGUUAGUCCAGAGAACAUCAUCCUGUAUGGUCAAAGCAUCGGUACUGUCCCAACGGUAGAUCUUGCAUCACGCUAUGAAUGUGCAGCUGUUAUUCUUCAUUCCCCUCUUAUGUCUGGCUUGCGAGUGGCAUUCCCUGAUACCAGGAAAACUUACUGUUUUGAUGCAUUUCCAAGCAUUGACAAGAUCACCAAAGUAUCUUCUCCUGUGCUGGUAAUUCAUGGCACCGCAGAUGAGGUGAUUGAUUUUUCCCAUGGCCUUGCAAUGUAUGAGCAAUGUCCAAGAGCAGUGGAACCUCUCUGGGUCGAGGGAGCAGGACACAAUGACAUUGAGCUUUAUGCACAGUAUGUGGAAAGACUGAAACAGUUCAUAGAUCACGAGAUAUCCAUCUCCUGAAAACUAUUGUAAGGAUGUUUUCUCAGUAAAUGUGAAUGGAAAAACUGUGACGUAAUUUGCACAUGGUUUUAACUGGAUAACUAAUUUUCAACAUUACAGAAGCUACCAACUUUCAGGCUGAGUUAUUUAAAACAAUGAACAAAAACUCUUUUUUUUAUACCAGGAAAAUUCAUGUGAUUCAUAUACCUUGCACAUGAAAUAAUGUUCAUCUACUGUAACUUUCAAGCAGUUUUGAAUGGUUAUCAAUCCUGUCAUUCUGUUUUGUUUGUUCCAUUUCUUGAUUCAUCAGAGGUAUAGAAUUUUGUUUUAAUAUUUGCCACAAUUAUCUGUUUUGAGUAAUGUAACUAGUUCAUAAAAUGGAUUUUUUGUUUGAUGCAGCAUGACAUGUCAUAUUGGUUGUGGCUUUGUAGAUGAAAUGGCCCUUCAUUUGAAGGACCAACCCAAUGUUAAGAAAGUGAUUAAAAUAUUUGUCACAUUCUUAGUAUUUCUAACAUUGCCUCAAAGUACUGUUCAGUAUUUGUAAAACUCAGUGAGUUUGGAAAUACAUUUUCCACUUAUUUGCUAAAGAACACAGUUCUUUUGUAAAUGUUCUUAAUAUUCCAAUACGCGUGGAGUUUUUUUUUCCAUGUUAAAAAUGUGAUACAAUACCUCAAGUACAUCCCUGAUGGUGCAGAAUGUGGCACGUAGCCAUAAACUAUUUUUCACCAGUGUGUACAUUUAUGAACUAUUUUGACUGUUUUAAAGUUUCAAUGUAUAUUGUUUUUCAGGGUAGGUAAUAUAAUACUUUUCAAUUGCAAUUCCUAAAAUAACUGUUAUAUCUUCAUAAAUUGCAGUGUUUGUAUAUGGUGUCUUGCAAGGUUAUAGAAAUAUUUUUUGUUUCAAAAAUGUUGAGAUUAGAUGUGAUAACUGCCUAAUUUGUAUGUUUUAAAUGGUGAAAUGUGUUUUAUUUGUGAGUAUAACUAUUUUUAUUCUUGAUUACUUAACAACUUCUUAAAAAAUCUGUUACCAUUUAAGUUUCAUAAUUUUACACAUCUGUAUUUUGUACAGUAACAGAUGUAAUUUAAUUUUAGUUGCAAUGACCAGUGAUUUGACGUUAUGAUUGUGACACUGGAAUUACAUUGAAAUGUACAUAAAUAAUGCAAAACAUGAGGAAUAACGUAACUGGACAAACAAAUCAAAGCCUUAAAUGUACUGUAAGCCUCUCUGUAUAUUUGGUUUCAGUAGUUCAUUGUUGUAAGUUGCAGGUAGGCGACAAUGCUUGGUAAUGGAAUAAAGGAUGCAUGGAAUCUAGGUUUGGAAUUUAAAUUAGAACUGUUUACGUACAGUAAAAAGCCAGAAGAAACAAUGUCACACAAUUUCAGAAUGUCAUGUGGUGUGAUCAGUCAAAAAAUGUGACUUGAAAAUCUGAUUAAACAUUGAAUAUACUGUCAAAA
This is a messenger RNA of Hemiscyllium ocellatum (epaulette shark), 3040 nucleotides long. RefSeq names its product abhydrolase domain containing 17C, depalmitoylase (gene abhd17c). Gene Ontology annotation, biological process: protein depalmitoylation. The coding region runs from base 651 to 1607 and encodes 318 amino acids. The record is from RefSeq and is a predicted model, not a curated record. Gene Ontology annotation, molecular function: palmitoyl-(protein) hydrolase activity. The transcript is spliced from 3 exons. NCBI's taxonomy places the organism in Eukaryota, Metazoa, Chordata, Chondrichthyes, Orectolobiformes, Hemiscylliidae. Gene Ontology annotation, cellular component: endosome membrane; plasma membrane.